Homarus americanus (American lobster) is the source of this 2043-nucleotide messenger RNA. Its product is annotated as juvenile hormone esterase-like. NCBI's taxonomy places the organism in Eukaryota, Metazoa, Arthropoda, Malacostraca, Decapoda, Nephropidae. The transcript is spliced from 12 exons. The record is from RefSeq and is a predicted model, not a curated record. The coding region runs from base 153 to 1913 and encodes 586 amino acids.
GAGGAAUUGGAUGAAUGUGGACCAUUAGUGAUAGUGUGCAGCGAGGGUAAUAAACGUCUACGUCUAGUUGUUUCUUCGGCAAAGGAGCAGAGUGAAAGGCAGGAUAUAAUACGACAUCAAUACACGAACCAUGAUAAAGUGAAGUUUGCAAGAUGAAGAGACUGUUAACAGUGGUCCUGCUGCUGCCCUGUGUGUUGGUAGUGGUCCUACCGCUGGUGGGCGUGGCAUUAGCAAAAAGGAGCACAGGUUCGGAAGACAGUCAGCAGGUGGUCGUCGCUACACAGGAAGGGAAGAUAUCGGGCUUUAGAGACUUGUCCACUAAAGGAAAUGCCUUUUACUCCUUCCACUCCAUUCCUUACGCUAAACCACCCGUCGGUAAUCUAAGACUGAAGGACCCAGUGGCUGCUGAAGGAUGGACGGGUGUGAGGAACGGGACUGUUGUACCUCCCAUUUGCUCCCAAAUCCCUUUUAUCGCUGUCACUAAAAGAGAACCAGUUUAUAAUGGAGAAGAGGACUGCCUCUACCUCAGCACCUUCAGCUCAAAGCCUGGUGAAGCUGAUGCCCAGCUGCCAGUGAUGGUCUUCAUCCAUGGUGGUGCCUUCAUGGCUGGGGAAGGCAAGAUGUACACACCACAUGUUCUCCUCAAUGAAGAUUUAGUCUUAGUUGUUAUCCAGUACCGACUUGGUGUUCUUGGUUUCUUAUCAACAGAGGAUUCAGUAAUCCCAGGAAAUUUUGGCCUGAAAGACCAAACAAUGGCUCUUCAUUGGGUGCAAAGAAAUAUCCAGAGCUUUGGUGGAGAUCCCAAACGAGUGACUUUGUUUGGAGAAAGUGCAGGAGGAGCCUCUGUACAUUUUCACAUAUUGUCGCCUCAUUCUGAGGGAUUGUUUGCGCGAGGUAUCAUGCAGUCUGGCACACUGCUUAGCCCCUGGGCAACAGGGGGAUAUUUUCGGGAGGUAGCGGAGUACACCGGAACACUCUUCAACUGCCCAUCACACCAGGGAGUACCUAGUGAUCAACAUAGCAGUUUUCUCCUCAAAUGUCUCCAAAGUAUUGAUGUUCAGAAUUUGACCCUUUCAUUAAUGGAUCAUAUUCAUUUCAACUUCAACCCCGUGCUGCUGGGCCCGCGGGUGGAUGGUGACUUCCUUCCCUCUGAGCCUGAAGUGCUCAUGAAAAAGGGAAAGCACAAGUUCACUGACGUCAUAUCAGGAGUUAACGCUGAUGAAGGAGGACUGUUUGCAUUCCCACUCUAUGCCUCUGAAGCACUGCAGUCAGACCUCUUGAGUGACUUCCCCAAGUUUGGUCCAGCAUCACUCGACAUCCUUCAAGACGAUACUGAUCAACCCGUAAAACUCGCCAACAAGAUCUUUACUUACUAUGCUGGAGGCGUUAAUAUCGACAUAGAAAAUGUUGACAACGUCUGUAAGAUGUUUGGUGAUCGUCACUUCAACAUGGCUCACGACAUGACUGCUCUCUCCUAUUCUAAAAAUGUAGAACCACAUAGCAAGACUUUCUUAUAUGAACUCAACCACAGAGGCCAGCGGUCAUUUGGAGACUUUUACAACACAAACGUUGGGCAGGAUUGGGUGAAUCAUGUAGAUGACCUGUUCUAUCUUUUCACUGGCGAAGAAACCAAUUGGAAACAUCUGGAGAGGGAAGAAGACCUGAGGCUAAGAGAUAUCAUGACUAAACUCUGGGCCAAUUUUGCAGCCACUGGGAACCCAACACCUGAUAACUCUCUAGGAUUCAUAUGGGAGCCUGCCAGUGCAGAUAACCUACGUCAUUUGUCUCUCACCCCUACACCCAUCAUGGAGGAUGACAAUAGGCAGGAGGUGCGUGCUUUUUGGGAGUCGCUGCCAACAAAGCAGAACUUGCUCCUUCACCCAGAAACAACUACUGCUCGAAGUGAUUUGUAAUCUUCAUAUAUAUGUUAGCGGGAGAGAGAAGUGGAGAAGACGGGAAUGCUGAGUUUAGCAUGUUAAAGGGGUGAGAUGCAGUUUCUUAGAACAAUUUUUUAGGGGGGUCGUAUGCAUGUUUUUCUCAGCA